Messenger RNA from Canariomyces notabilis, 297 nucleotides. RefSeq lists its product as uncharacterized. The record is from RefSeq and is a predicted model, not a curated record. The transcript is spliced from 3 exons. Lineage: Eukaryota; Fungi; Ascomycota; Sordariomycetes; Sordariales; Chaetomiaceae. Gene Ontology annotation, biological process: carbohydrate transport; transmembrane transport. Gene Ontology annotation, molecular function: carbohydrate:proton symporter activity. Gene Ontology annotation, cellular component: membrane. The coding region runs from base 1 to 297 and encodes 98 amino acids.
AUGCACGAGUCUCCGCGUUGGCUCGUCGAACACGGCAGGACCGACGAGGCCCUUGACACGCUGCAGUUCUACCGCGAAGGCUACUACACCCCUGGCGAGGUCGAGACGGAGCUGACCGAGAUUGAGCGCGCCGUCGCCGCCUUCCGGAUCUCGGGCCUCACAUGGGUAUCACUCUUCACCGACAGCAGCCUGUUCGCCCGCAUGUGGCGCGCCGCUCUGCUGCAGUUUAUGGCACAAAUAUGUCUAUCAGUACCUCUUACCAUCCUACGCCGCCGUGCAACCAUCAUGAUGAGUUGA